UGGCCUGAAGAAGCAGAGUGCAUUCCUUUGCAAAUAUCUCUUGUGAGACCAAGACUUGUAAAUAUUUUUAUAAAAGUAUGAGUGCUUUAACUAGUAAAACAUGUGGCUUAAUGCGCUAAUUUUGUUGGCUACAACAAGCUCUUGGACUACCAAGAAUUCAAACGUUGAAGCGACUUUCCUGCAAUUUGAAAGUUUUUACUCGCAAUCUUUUGUACCAAACGCUUUGCAUAUUUCCUAUCGUGUUGAAAAUGGUAUUGGCAUUUAUUACAACAUCUCAGCGCUGCAAUCUUUUCCGGGCAAGAUACUCUUCAAUGUAUUUAUACGCAAAAUACCCACGAAUAUGGGUGAGCAGUCGGUUAAUAUAUUCAAACAUAAAAACUUAGACUUUUGCAAAAUCAUCGAAUUGAUGCGCAAUUUUACAAAUGAUGAAUUCAAAAACGAAACCCUAAUACAAAGCACAUUCAUCAAUUCUUGUCCAUUUACACGCGGCUUUUACUACGUAGAGAAUGGCACGGUUAGAAUGGAAGCGAUACCGUUAUACUUCGCUCGUGGCCUCUAUUGGGUUCAAAUUGAGUUAGUGCAGGUGUUUGGCGAAGUCACUAAAUUAAUGAAUGCGAAAGCGAAAUGUCGCUAUGAGCCAGAGCCCCGAGACGAUUUUAAUAUAUUUACAACUUUGGAAAACAGUCACAGCAACUAGCAACUAGCAGCUAUACAUACAUACAUACAUAUUAUAAAGGGAAUAUCCCCGAAUACAAACUCUUUAGAAUUAAUUCCUUUAACUAGAGGUGUGCCCAUUUGUAAAUGAAAUGAAGA
This is a messenger RNA of Ceratitis capitata (Mediterranean fruit fly), 813 nucleotides long. RefSeq lists its product as uncharacterized. Lineage: Eukaryota; Metazoa; Arthropoda; Insecta; Diptera; Tephritidae. The transcript has 2 exons. The record is from RefSeq and is a predicted model, not a curated record. The coding region runs from base 101 to 697 and encodes 198 amino acids.